Messenger RNA from Limulus polyphemus (Atlantic horseshoe crab), 1615 nucleotides. RefSeq lists its product as uncharacterized. The transcript is spliced from 8 exons. Gene Ontology annotation, cellular component: nucleus. Gene Ontology annotation, molecular function: DNA-binding transcription factor activity, RNA polymerase II-specific; RNA polymerase II cis-regulatory region sequence-specific DNA binding. NCBI's taxonomy places the organism in Eukaryota, Metazoa, Arthropoda, Merostomata, Xiphosura, Limulidae. Gene Ontology annotation, biological process: positive regulation of DNA-templated transcription; cell fate specification; regulation of transcription by RNA polymerase II. The record is from RefSeq and is a predicted model, not a curated record. The annotation marks the transcript as partial.
GAGAAUGUUCCCUGCUUUCAAAGUCAAAAUGUCCGGCCUGGACAAGAAGGCUAAGUACAUCUUGCUAAUGGACAUCGUAGCUGCAGAUGAUAGUAGAUACAAGUUCCAUAACAGUCGGUGGAUGGUUGCCGGAAAAGCUGACCCUGAGAUGCCCAAAAGGAUGUACAUCCAUCCAGAUUCUCCCAACACUGGCGAACAGUGGAUGCAUAAGGUUGUGUCUUUUCACAAAUUGAAGCUUACCAACAACAUCUGCGACAAACAUGGAUAUAUCAUUUUGAACUCUAUGCACAAAUACCAGCCCAGGUUUCACCUCGUACGGGCUAAUGACAUCCUCAAACUGCCGUACAGUACGUUCCGUACAUACGUUUUCAAGGAAACCAGUUUCUACGCUGUUACCGCUUAUCAAAAUGAAAAGAUAACACAGCUAAAAAUCGACAACAACCCCUUUGCCAAAGGAUUUCGGGAUACUGGAGGCGCAAAGAGAGAAAAAAAGCGCCAUUGCUUACUUCUGAAAUCACAGUCCUCUCACACAUCUGUUUUGGAGGCCACAUCAAAGGACUCAGAUAACCAGAACAAGGAGAGCUUAGACGUAGAUUUGGUAGACGAAUUCACCCAUGAUGAUGACAGAAUUGAUGUAGAUAGCGUUGUUGACCACAAACCAAUUUCAGAGAGCCACUCAAACGAAGAGUGCGUUGAAAAAGUGUCAACACAAGAAGAACUCGGUCCAGUAAACAAAUGUCGUAACUUAUAUCUUGCUAGUCCCGAUGCCAAAGUCACAACCGAGAAGAACCAAGUGCCGAGGAAGAAAGGUUGCCCCUGGGAGUCUGUUUCUUCAUCCGAUAUUAACACUGGAUACGUAACCUUUGAUGCUCCUCAUUCAAUUAACCAAAGCCUGCCCGUUGGUGCAGACCUUGCCUACCCUCGUAUACUACCUUACCUAUAUCCCCCAAUUGAAGCAUCUGAAGGUAAAAUUUUACUAUCUGAAGAUGUGGUUGUAGGACCUGAAGGUAAAAUUUUACUAUCUGAAGAUGUGGUUGUAGCACCUGAAGGUAAAAUUUUACUAUCUGACGAUGUGGUUGUAGCACCUGAAGGUAAAAUUUUACUAUCUGAAGAUGUGGUUGUAGCACCUGAAGGUAAAAUUUUACUAUCUGACGAUGUGGUUGUAGCACCUGAAGGUAAAAUUUUACUAUCUGAAGAUGUGGUUGUAGCACCUGAAGGUGCAGUUGCAGCAUCUGAAGGUUUCAUAUUAACACUUGAAGGUAUGGCUGUAGCAUCUGAAGUUAUAAUCGUAUCAUCUGAAUGCAUCGUUACAGCAUCUAAAGAUAUAAUUUUACCUUCUGAAGAUGUGGUUGUAGGAUCUGAAGGUAUAAUUUUACCUUCUGAAGAUGUGGUUGUAGGAUCUGAAGGUAUAAUUUUACCUUCUGAAGAUGUGGUUGUAGGAUCUGAAGAUGUGGUUGUAGGAUCUGAAGGUAUAAUUUUACUUUCUGAAGAUGUGGUUGUAGGAUCUGAAGGUAUAAUUUUACCUUCUGAAGAUGUGGUUGUAGGAUCUAAAGGUAUAAUUGUAGAACUGACUUUUAGUGACAAAAUAGGAUUCUUUUUUACCUGUGCUUGGUAG